UAUAAAUCUGCAACUGAACUUCCUGGUUUGUCAAGCUUGAAAACAACCUCAACUGUUCUCCCUGGUCAAGUUACCUUUCAGUUGGAUCGCUCUCAUUCACAAGGCAACAUGUCCCAUGCCAUCGGCUUCUUUACUCUCCUGUUGUCGCUUUCAAGAGCAGAUUAUUAUGGCCAGUAUUUGGCUCGCUGCCAGUUUAGUUCCUAUGAUGGCCAUGAUGCCGUGUACCUGGAGCAGGCCUCCUUCAACAAGGUGAUGGCAAUCCAGUACAACAGCACUGUGGGAGCAGUGACUGGCUUUACGAAGCAAGGAAAACAAUUUGCAGAUAUCCUCAACAAAGAUCCAAGAUUUAUGUCACAUCAAAUCUGGAAAACAAAUCUUUGCAAAAAAAAUAUUCCAUUGAUUUAUAGCCUUCUAACAUCAGUUGAACCCUCCAUUUGGCUGAGAUCAGUUGAGGCAGCGGACAGCAAACAUCCAGGUAUGCUUCUCUGCAGCGUGUACAACUUUUAUCCUAAACAAAUCAAAGUGACUUGGCUGAGGAAUGGAAAGGAAGCAACAUCUGAUGUGACUUCAACUGAGGAACUGCCCAAUGGGAAUUGGCUCUACCAGAUCCACUCCUAUCUGGAGUUUACACCCACACCAGGAGAGAAAAUCACCUGUAUGGUUCAGCAUGUGAGCCUCAAGGAACCCAAGCUUUAUGACUGGGAGCCCAAGUCUGACCCAGGGAUGGUUAAGAUCACUGUUGGGGCAGCGGGGAUGCUUUUUGGUCUGGUCUUUAUAGUUGCUGGGCUUAUUUAUUACAAGAAAUCUUCUGCACUUGUUUUGGUGCCAACAACUGAGGUGUUUUAUCCAGAGCACACACUUUAAGAAGAAAAAUCAGCUUUAUUGGUGGUAUAUAUAAUUUUACGUACACUGAAUUUUUCCUCUACAUUUAACCCAUCGUUGGUUGAACACACAUUGCAACGCCCACAUGCAGUGAACACACACUCAGGAGCAGUGGGCUGCCGCUAUCAGGCGCCCAGGGAGCAAAUUGGGGGUUAAGUGUAUGUUCAUCAUUUAUGGCUAUAGAUUUCAGUACCGCUAUUUCCUCCUAUAGACCUCUAAUGUUGUAGCCUGUAUUAAUAUUUUGCUCUUCUCCAAUGAGUUGUUUGAACUCAAUGACAAACUCACAGAGAAAUUAUUACACACCUUCAGCAACGGUCAGCAGCUCUGUGAGCAUAGAUAGAUAGAUAGCAUAGAUUAGGAAAAUGCCAGUUUCAAAUAUAUGACUCCCAGUCGCCAUUAAAACUGUAUAAAUAAUUUUAUUAAGCACUCUAGAAAAAUAAAACUGGUCACAUAUUGGUCUCAUAUCAUAUUAGUUGUUUACAGUGUUUUGAUUACUGUAACAUAAUUGAAAUUCUGUCUUCAAUCUAUGAAAUAAAAUUGAUAUAUUUUCUUA
This is a messenger RNA of Scatophagus argus, 1435 nucleotides long. RefSeq names its product rano class II histocompatibility antigen, A beta chain-like. Lineage: Eukaryota; Metazoa; Chordata; Actinopteri; Scatophagidae. The coding region runs from base 109 to 864 and encodes 251 amino acids. Gene Ontology annotation, cellular component: membrane; MHC class II protein complex. The transcript is spliced from 6 exons. The record is from RefSeq and is a predicted model, not a curated record. Gene Ontology annotation, molecular function: MHC class II protein complex binding. Gene Ontology annotation, biological process: positive regulation of T cell activation; antigen processing and presentation of exogenous peptide antigen via MHC class II; immune response.